AACUUCCUCAACUCCAACACUCAAGACCAGACCUUCACUCACCCAGUGUCAUAGAUAGGUAGUCUUAUGUUUACGACCCAGUUUAUUUCUCAAAUUUUCUAAUUGAGCUUUCUACCCUUCUCAAAUUCGAAGCCAUGUCGCUGCCCCCGGAUCUGCGCGUCCUCUGUCGCCGCUUGACAUCGACUCCUCCCAGCCAGCUCCCUCACUCCCUUCCAGCCUCUAUCAACCAGGUCCUGCGAUGCAAAGACAUCCUGUCCAUUCAGCAUGACCCCAAGGCCAAAGAUGGCUCUUCUGAAGCUUCCAUGCUCGUGCAUAAGCUGAAAACGAUCAUCACGACCCUGCUGAAUGGAAAGACCGCUGCUGGGCGCUUCACAGGGGCGGCCUUGGCCAAGGCUGUAGUGGACGUCGGCGGAUGGGAAUGUUUGCGCGAGUCGGGUCCAUGGGUUCGCGGCAUGUUGAACAUACUUCAGAAAAAUGAUCCUCUCCCGGCCAAGGAACUCUCAGUCGUGGGCCUGGUCAGGAUAUACACCCUCGUCCACGACUAUCAGACCCUCACUCGCGAGAUCGCCACUCCCACCAUGGCUACUUUCUUCAAUGCCUGUCUGCAACUCAUCAAGCCUCCUGCCGCAGGCCAGCGCCAGAGAGUAUCUUCCGCUCUCGUCGAGACCAUUCUCGACGCCUUCUCGUCCCUCCUGCCUUUAUACCCUACCACGUGUCGCCCUUUCAACAGCCAGAUCAGAGCCGCUAUUCGAACCUAUCUUGCGCCGACCUCCUCAGACGACACCUUGGUCCCGCUGUCUCUGCAGCGUGCUAGCCGUCGGCUUGCCAUCUCGCUCCACUUCACCCUAGCCGGCAAGACUGGGCCCAGCGACGCGUGGGCGAAGCUCAUGGCCGAUGUCAUGGACGACUUCGGCCUCGCUGCCUUCCAGGUCUUCCGUGCCGUCAAAGAGGGCGUCGACUCCUCCUCCAUCCCCCCCUCCCGGUCCCAGCUCGACUUCAACGGUCCACCCCAGGGCACUUCAUCGUCUCUCGAACUACCCGAGUGGAAAGGCGUCCGGGCCGGGAGCCAGAGGCUCAUCGGCCUGCUUCGUCUCAUGGCCGACAUGCUUCGCUAUCCCACCAAAAGUGCCGUGUCCAUCCCCGUCGGCACUCUGGUAGAUGUCGUCAACCGGCUGUGUCUCAUCAGCCGUAGCCGCAAGUCUCAGUCCUGGGAACAGGCUCUGGAGACACAUCCGGCCGUCGCCAGGGAGGAGAAGGAGGAGCUUUGGAGCGUCGUCCCCGCCAUUCACAUCGCGGCUUUGGACCUCCUUCUCGUCCUCGUCGCGAGACUGCGAUACAACGCGCUCCCCUUUGCGUCGGAGGCUGUAGAUAGCGCCGUUCUUGCCCUGAAAUCCGGCGUCGACAACUCUGCCGUACGGCUCGCGACGUACCGUCUCUUCUCCGUUCUGCUCCCCAUCUGCGGAGCCGGCAUAGCGAAGCCCACCGUGGACACCAUCAGCGUCGUCAUCCUCGCCUGCUGCAGGGACCUCCAACAGCAUGCGGGCCAUCUCGACGACGUGAAGGUUUCUGUGCCGGCGAAAAAAGGCGCGGAGGCCAAGAGGAACGGGGCCGCGGUCACGGCCAACGUAGACCUCUUCCUACCGCAACAGCAACAGCAGCAACAACAACAACAGCAGCAGCAACAAAACGACGCCGCCUCGAAAGCCUCCACCAUCGCACCCCUGUCGACAGAACAUCGCGCCGCGGCCGAGACCCUCCUCGCCGACCUCCUGACCCACCUCCCGCAACGGCACCUCAAGCCCGGCCUCCGCGGCCUCCUCGACCAGACCGCCAUCCUCGCGCAGUGCAAGGGCGCCAUGCUCGCCAGCGUGCUGAACCCGUACAUCAGCGACACCGGCAAGAGCCACCCCAGCAUCCUGCCGCAUCUUUCGCGCCAGUUCCCCCGCGACCAGGGCGUCGAGAUCCUGCGGUCCAACAUUCGGACGUCGGCGGCCCAGACCACGGGCGACGGCAUUCGCUUGGCCGCCGGAUUCGAAGAGCUGGAGGAGCAAGAAGAAGAAGAAGAAGAGGAGGAAGAGGAAGAGGAAGAGAAUGGCGACGAACGAGCGGCAUCCGAGAUCAAGGUCGUCGGCGGCGCGGGUCCAGAUGGGGACCAGGUCAUGAAGGGCGCUGGGGCCGCCAACGGGACGAACCGGGACGGGGCUACACCGGCGGAGACGAUCGUCGUCGUGGCGGCGGGGUCGGAGGACGUGGGCAGGGCCUCUGAAGCGGAAACCGGCGAGAGCCCGUUCCUGCGGCGGGAGGCGUCGUCGAUGUCGAUGUCGUCGAUCGAGGUGGCGGGGGAUGCGUCCACUGCACAGAAGCGGAAGCUCGAGGACGUUGAUGCGGAUCCGCCGCAGAAGCGUCAGGGUGUGGACACGAAACGGGCUGCCAUGCCGGUCAUUCCUGAUCGUUCUGCUGAUGCGGGGAAAGAUGGCGCAGCAGGUGAUGAGAGCGAUGAUGGGAGCGUUCACCUGAACAUGGAGCUGGAUGAUCUCGAUGAUGACGAGGACGAUGAUGACGAGGACGAUGAUGACGAGGACGAUGAUGACGAGGACGAUGAUGACGAGUAG
This is a messenger RNA of Sodiomyces alkalinus F11, 2612 nucleotides long. RefSeq lists its product as hypothetical. The record is from RefSeq and is a predicted model, not a curated record. NCBI's taxonomy places the organism in Eukaryota, Fungi, Ascomycota, Sordariomycetes, Glomerellales, Plectosphaerellaceae. Bases 135 to 2612 code for a protein of 825 amino acids. Gene Ontology annotation, biological process: rRNA processing. Gene Ontology annotation, cellular component: nucleus. The transcript has 2 exons.